GACGGAACUCCUCCUUUCCUCCUGAAUAAUACAGGAGCAAUUAGCUUAGCGUCAAUCGUGUGAGCUCGUUUUAUCUCCGCCUCUUUAGAUUUUGCACCAGCCAAUGGGCGUUAGGUAUCUGUGUAGUGACCUCAGCGCCUGCCAGCAGAAAGAGCCAGCGCAGGUUUAGGGCGGAAGGAGGGAACCAUCAGCUUGCAGCAAAGAGGAACUCACGGCGCGGCGAUAAUGUGCGACUUCACGGAAGAUCAGACCGCUGAGUUCAAGGAAGCUUUCCAACUCUUUGACAGAACAGGAGAGGGCAAGAUCCUGUACAGCCAAUGUGGGGAUGUGAUGAGGGCCUUGGGCCAGAAUCCCACCAAUGCAGAAGUCAUGAAAGUUCUGGGGAACCCCAAGAGUGAUGAGAUGAACGUGAAAACUCUAAGCUUCGAACAGUUCCUGCCCAUGAUGCAAACCAUUGCAAAGAACAAGGAUCAAGGCUGCUUUGAGGAUUAUGUAGAGGGGCUGAGGGUCUUCGACAAAGAGGGAAAUGGCACGGUCAUGGGAGCAGAAAUACGCCAUGUUCUUGUCACUCUGGGGGAGAAAAUGACUGAGGAAGAAGUGGAAAUGCUGGUAGCUGGCCAUGAAGACAGCAAUGGGUGCAUUAACUAUGAAGAGUUGGUGCGGAUGGUUCUGAGCGGCUGAAGACCAUCACUGGCUUCUCCUAUGAACAUUCUCCUCCAGUCUAUCCUUAAACAUUUUUGUGCCUUUUCAAGCUGUGUGUUGAAAAUACUUUUGAUUCCUUCUCCAGCCUUUUGGUUUUGCUCCUAGGGGCAUGGGGGAGGCAGAAACAUUCUCUGAAGAAGGUGCUCCACAGUCUUUGUAGAAGUGCAGAGAAGUGACCUAGUGGCCGCCUGGCUUGUCUUGCAGUACUGUUUCUUUCCAGAAAUGUUCAGCAAUUUCUCCCUCUCAAUUGCUUUAAUAAACUAUUCCUAAAGUG
This is a messenger RNA of Heteronotia binoei (common prickly gecko), 976 nucleotides long. RefSeq names its product myosin light chain 6 (gene MYL6). Gene Ontology annotation, cellular component: myosin II complex. Lineage: Eukaryota; Metazoa; Chordata; Lepidosauria; Squamata; Gekkonidae. Gene Ontology annotation, molecular function: structural constituent of muscle; calcium ion binding. The transcript has 6 exons. Bases 226 to 681 code for a protein of 151 amino acids. The record is from RefSeq and is a predicted model, not a curated record.